AUGAGUCUUUUCAACAUCAUAAGCCGAGCCUUUCCUCCCCCACGCCCUCCACAAGCCGAAGAGUCUUCAUCCUCACGGCUUCCUUCAACUCAUACCAACGCAGCUGCCUCUGCAGACGUCACUGGAACCACUGUCGCUCAAAACCCUCCUCCUUCCUACCGAGAAGUCACGGCGCCCAAGUUAUGGAAGGUGGAUCUCUGGUUUGGAUCUGACCCCGAAUUGUUAAGGGAGGCAAUCCCGCAAAUGAAACUGGACACCGGCUGGGAAGCCCACCUCGAGCUUUCCACGACAGAUAUUGUCGGCUUGAUGAGAGAAGGACUGCACGUGUCUCAGGGCAAUGUAAAUGUGCAGGAGAGUUGCUUGACCAUGCGUCCUGACCCGCAGGAAUGCCAGAUGUACUGCUAUGACCGCCAUUUUACUCUUUCCGGCCCUAGUUGGAAAGGGAAUUUGGUGGUCACAACACUGAGCCUCCCUAUUGCAAAUAACUUCCGCGUCGAGCAUCUUUCGGCGGAUCAAGUAUUUCGCUCUCUUGCAUGUGAUGUUUCUAAGGGGGAAAACUGGGUAUACAUCUUCUUGAUAGACAAAAGCGAGGACAACGCAAACUACAUCUUGGACGACACUCCUUUGGAAGGUUUAUGGCCAUGGCCUCGUAAGGAACAUAUCAUCCAAGGAAUGAAGCAAGAAGAGGAAGCGGUUCAAGAGGAAAUAAGAGAAGGCGAGAUCCUUGACCUGCUCUGA
Molecule: messenger RNA, 738 nt
Organism: Fusarium redolens
Lineage: Eukaryota; Fungi; Ascomycota; Sordariomycetes; Hypocreales; Nectriaceae
Exons: 1
Coding region: 1-738 (245 amino acids)
Source: RefSeq, a predicted model, not a curated record